AUGGAGAGAUCGAUGGCUUGGGCGGCUGUGGCGAUGGCGGUGCUGUGCUUGACGGCGGCGGUGGCGAGGGUAGGAGCGGACGACGUCGUGGACGAGGACUCGCCCGGGGCGUCCUUCAUCUUCGGGGACUCGUUGGUCGACGCCGGGAACAACAACUACCUUUCAACGCUCUCCAAGGCCGACAUGAACCCCAACGGGAUCGACUUCGCCGCCUCCGGCGGCAACCCCACCGGCCGGUUCACCAACGGCAGGACCAUCGCCGACAUCAUCGGGGAGAUGCUUGGGCAGGCGGACUACUCGCCGCCGUUCCUGGCCCCGAACACGACGGGCGGCGCGCUGCUCAACGGCGUGAACUACGCGUCGGGGGGCGCCGGGAUCCUGAACGGGACGGGCCGGGUGUUCGUGAACCGAAUCAGCAUGGACAUCCAGAUAGACUACUUCAACAUCACGAGGCGGCAGCUGGACGACCUGCUGGGCAAGGCCAAGGCCAAGGAGUUCAUCCAGAGGAAGGCCAUCUUCUCCAUCACCGUCGGCUCCAACGACUUCCUCAACAACUACCUCAUGCCCGUGCUUUCCGCCGGCACCCGCGUCGCCGAGUCCCCCGACGGCUUCAUCAACGACCUCAUCAUCCACCUCCGCGAGCAGCUCACGAGGCUGCACGCGCUGGACGCGAGGAAGUUCGUGGUGGCGAACGUGGGGCCGCUGGGGUGCAUCCCGUACCAGAAGACGCUGAACCGCGUCGGGGACAACGAGUGCGUGAAGCUCCCCAACACGCUCGCCGCGCAGUACAACGGGCGCCUCCGGGAGCUCCUCAUCGAGCUCAACGGCGGCAGCGACGGCACCGGCGGGCUCCCCGGCGGGAGGUUCUGCCUGGCGAACGUGUACGACCUGGUGAUGGAGCUGAUCGCCAACCACCAGAAGUACGGGUUCAAGACGGCGAGCGUGGCGUGCUGCGGCAACGGCGGGCGGUACGCCGGGAUCGUGCCGUGCGGGCCGCAGUCGAGCAUGUGCGACGACCGGCAGAACCACGUGUUCUGGGACCCCUACCACCCCAGCGAGAAGGCCAACCUGCUGCUCGCAAAGUACAUCGUCGACGGCGACAGCAAGUACAUCUCGCCCAUGAACCUCAGGAAGCUCUUCAAGCUCUAG
Molecule: messenger RNA, 1149 nt
Organism: Lolium rigidum
Lineage: Eukaryota; Viridiplantae; Streptophyta; Magnoliopsida; Poales; Poaceae
Product: GDSL esterase/lipase At2g23540-like
Exons: 3
Coding region: 1-1149 (382 amino acids)
Molecular function (GO): hydrolase activity, acting on ester bonds
Source: RefSeq, a predicted model, not a curated record